Messenger RNA from Schistocerca serialis cubense, 1293 nucleotides. Its product is annotated as ankyrin repeat, PH and SEC7 domain containing protein secG-like. The transcript has 4 exons. Bases 1 to 1293 code for a protein of 430 amino acids. The record is from RefSeq and is a predicted model, not a curated record. Lineage: Eukaryota; Metazoa; Arthropoda; Insecta; Orthoptera; Acrididae. Gene Ontology annotation, molecular function: protein binding.
AUGUUGCCAAAUAUUGUCGGAUUCCAAGCACACAAUUCGCGCCGCUGCACGAAGAAGGACGCCACACGCUGUUGCGCCAAUUGUGGCGGCGCUCACGCGGCGAAUUACCGCAGCUGCAGCUUCAUCAAGAACUGGAGUCGCGGUGAUAAAGCUAGGCGGAGACUCAAGACCACCAAGAAGGCGGAUACAGCCGCAGCUGUUGCGUCCUCGCCACCCUCCGCCUUCGGCGGAAUCGUGGUGGCCGAUGACGCGGCUGUCCCACCGGACGCAGUCAGCGAGGCGUGCGCCAGGGUGCGCGCCGCCGCCGACGAAGAAAUUGCUGCCCUGAAAGCCGCAAUGGGGGAAGAGAGGCUGGUGCACAGUCUCCGUGAUGCGCUGGCCAGCCAGCCCCACCCAGCACAGAAGGAGGAUGCUGACACGCAGACUGCCACCCCCGUGGAACCUCUAGUAAUACAGGAAGCCACUGCCUCCCUGUGCAGCACGCCGGCCGCUGGAGGCGGUGGGAGGGCCGCCCCCGGCGCCGCCCCCGGCGCCGCCCCCGGCGCCGCCCCCGGCGCCGCCCCCGGCGCCGCCCCCCGCACGCAGGCCACGGCCAGACCACCGUCGCAGCUGCGCAGCCGACGCCUGACUGCCUCACUUCGCCCCUCGACGAAGCUGCCGUCUGCCUCCUGCGGUGAGUUCCGUCACCACGCGUCGUCCACAUUCCAGAACCUUUCUGGAGAGGAGAGAGCCGAUAGGCUGACAGAUGCAGCUUUUGAUGGGCAAGUGGCCGAGCUGCGUGCUCUGCUCGCAGCCGGGGCGGACAUCGAAGCGCUGGACAGUUCAGGGUGGACUGCUCUGCACGCGGCAGCGAGGGCGGGAAACGUACAGGCCUUGAAGUGUCUGCUGGCGGCGGGGGCAGACGUGGGAGGGAGAAUCGACGGUGGGUUCAGCGCCCUGCAUUGGGCAGCAACAUUGGAAUAUUCGGACUUGGCGAAGUGCCUGCUGGAGGCGCGGGCAGAUGUGGGCGCCAGGGAUGGCUACCAGAAGACGCCUCUGCACUGGGUUGCAGCGAAAGGCCAUUUGGCUGUGGUGCGGCUGCUCUGUGCGGCCUCAGCAGAAGUCAAUGCCAGGGAUCAGUGGGGGUCUACUCCGCUGCACUACGCUGCGUCCUAUGACUACACAGAGGUGGCGGCUGCGAUGUUGGAGGUAGGAGCGGACAGGACGGUCAGGGAUGAGGAUGAGCUCACGCCACUGGACAUCGCCACGGACAAGCAAAACCAGAAGCUCAUAGACGUACUAAGAAGAACCUAG